AAGUCAGACGAGUAGUAACUCACGUGUCGGCGAAUCGUCAACUUCGCAAGCAACGAAGAAUUGCAGAUGUUCAAAUAUUGUGUGUGCGUUUGAAGAGAAAGAAGUCACAUAACUAAUAAUCGUGUAAUAUAAAAUUUUACGAAUACUGUAACUACAAAUUCUAACGAAGAUAAUUUAGCUGAUUAAUAUUUUACUAUUUUUUUAAGUUUAAAAGAAAUUUUUUAAUUUCAUUAAUCAAUCAUGGGCGGAUUUUAUCUUCAAUCUCUAGUACGUCCUGAACGUAUUCAAUUAUUAGAGGAGAAUGAGAAUUCAUGUGGUAGCGACAGGACAAAAAAUCUGAUCUAUUUACCACAUCCAUCAGUGUCGGAGAAACACUGUAUAUUUCUAGUGACGAAACAUCACGUAAAAAUAAUUGAUUUUGACAGUGCCCAUGGCACAUUCAUCAAUGGUCAAGCAAUUCCGGCGCACACGACGGUGGAACUUUUCGUAAAUAACAUUAUUGGGAUCGGAACCAAUCAAACUAAGGACGAUGAUCGUAAGAAAAGUUGUGUGUAUCGGCUUCAAUUUGAUGAUAUAUAUGCACCUGGGACCAGCUCUAAUGAAAACAAAUUCAGAGAAGAGAGAAAAUCAAAGAGUUAUCUAUCAACUGUGCCAGAUAAAGUUUAUAAGCCAUUAGACUCCGAUGAUGAAAUAGAAAUAAAUAAUGAUGACUGUAAUCGUUCGGCAUCAACGGAUCUAAUUUCCGAUGACGACACUGAUCGUGGAUUUUCGGAUAAUCAUUCAAAAAGUCAGAGUGAAACUGAGUUGGAUAACUUCUACUUAAACGAUUCAAAAAAAUUUAAAGAAGACAAAAUAGAUAGAAGUAAAAUCAGUCUAAAAAAUACUAGAAAAGCUGGAAGUGAGAAGAGUAAAAAAGACGAAUUCAAAAAUCAGUCUGGAGACAAAGAUGCAAUGAAAAAUAAAGCCAUCGAUAAAGCUAAAGAUAAAGUUAUAAGUAACGGAAAAGAUAAAAUUAAACACAAAGAAAGUGCUGAUAAACGAAAAUUAUCUCGCGAGAAUACAACUACUCACGACUUUAUUUCAAGGGAUUACAUCAUACCGAAGAAGAAAAUGAGAGACUCUGAUGGACGAGCCAUAACUGUUGACAAAGAAACUACUAUCAAUAAAUCUACUCCAACUAGAUUAAUUCCUUCUUCAAGGGCAGCUGCAUCGACUAAAGCUUCGGAAGAUUCAUCGACUCAUCAGACUACUCCAAAUGGUGGUAAAAGCAUUUUUAUCAACGGAAACAAAACACAGCCGAACAUUAUUCGAAGUGAGAAAAAUAGUGCUUCAACAAGUUCUGGAGCUAUUUCUUCAACCCUUACAAAUAAUAAAGAUAAAGUUAUCAGAAGAGUUUUUACUGGAAAGGUCCAGAAUCAUGUUGCUGAUAGGGACGUGAAUAAAGGUGUCGACAAUUAUUACAAAAAUUAUGACAUAAACAACAAAUUAUCCCGGAAAACGAAUGAAUUUCUGUCGCGCAUCUUCAAAUGGGAUCUAGAUUGGUUGGGUUCCGAAGAAGAUCGAGACUUACAAAGGUAUAGUCCAUUAGAAGGGGAAUUAAUACCACAAUUAGGAUUCUAUGCAAGCUAUGAUGACUAUGAUAAAAUAAUGUCUAAUUUGAUAUUACAAAAAAUAUGGCUCCACAUAACUAGAAUUACUGACUGGAAAAAUAAUCAUUUAUUUAAUGCAGUCGUAAAAGAUAAUUCAAUAAGGAAGGUGCCCAUCGGUUUAGUUGAUGAGACAUUAACUGAAUUCGAAAUUGAGAUACCGUUCAAUCGAUCAGAACGAAAAGAUUUACGCCAUCCUGAAAGACACGAUUUCAUCAUGCUCGAGCUGCCUGUGAAAAUCAACAACGACGAGAAAAUUCAGUACCAAAAAAUAUUCGCUUGCACAAAAAGUUAUCACAAAACAUUUGGUCUGUUAACUUAUAAAAUCGUUACCCGAUCUUUGCCAGCGAAUAUUGUGUUCCAACAAAAACUGGUAUUGCAAACUGUCUGCCGCAUUGAUAAAUUUAUUCGCAUGGCUAGAGCUAUCAAAUUUUUACCGUUCACUCCACUGAUGAAAGGUGUAAUUCAGCCAGAUUCCAACAAAGAAGUCUAUGCUUUACCAAAAGUACCAGAUCAUAAGCCACCCAAACUAAUUACCAAUGAUAAUUUGCCUGGAAAUCAAACGGAAGCUGUCUUACGCAUCGCUAAUGCACUCGCUGGGCCUGAUCCUAAAAUUUGUCUUCUAGAAGUCUCACGUUCGAAUAGAUUCGACAUUAUCGUAAAUAUUAUUACGGAGAUAGUUUACGGUAAAAAUAAAUAUCGAACUGAUGAACGGAAUCGUAUACUUGUAUGUGCUCGCAGUGAUGCCUCGGUAGACGAUAUUACGAGUAAAUUAAUCGACGUACGGGAUAAAUUGAAAAAUGAUCACAAGCCGAUGGAAGUAGUUCGUAUAGGCAAUCCUAGAACAAUAAAUCCACGCACUCGUCAUGUUUUUUUGAAUGAAAUCAUGCGUUCAGUUAUGAAUAAAGGAGUCAGUAAUGCCAGCGUCGAUCAAGAAGUGAAUCGUCUGCGAUCAAAAAUCGAAUACAUAAAUACAAAAUUACACUCAAGCAACUAUUUACCAAGUCCUAAACGUUAUGAAUUGACAAAUAAACUCGAUAGUUGUAAUUCGCAAAUGUUACUGCUAAAUAAGAGUUGCAAACAACCACAUUGUGAUGAUAAAGAAUUUAAAGAUGUGAAUAACAGUAUAUUGUGGAAAGCAGAUGUUAUCACUUCUCUCUCAUCGUCAUUUUUUAAUCAUCAAAUGGAGUGGGCAUUUGGUCUCGAAAGUCAAAAUAAAACAGACGUAUGCAUUUUUGAUGAAGAAAACUUCAAUUAUGAGCCAGAAACACUUACUGCUCUCAUGCUUGGUGUCACUAAAAUAUUACUCAUAAGAGAUCCGAGAGUGUCGGUUCAUUAUGAUGAAAUUAGAGCAAAAAAAUUCGGUAACCAAUCGCUUUUUUCACAUAUUAGUGAAUACUUUGACAAUAGAAAUCCAGUUAUAUCUUUAAUUCAUUAGAGUACGCAACGAGUUAAUAAAAAAAUGAAAUUAUUUUAUUUGUUACUUGACGGAUAAAAAAUUUGCAUGUUCUAUUAAAAUCUUUACGAGUGUUAUUUGAAAAGUAAUUAUGCUUCUUAAUAUUUUGUAUUUUUUUUUUUUAAUUAUAUUCUAUUCUUUAUAAAAAUACUUAAGCUAAAGGUAGUUAAGUUGUUAACAAUUGUAAGCUAUUAUUAAUUAAAAAAUUU
Microplitis mediator is the source of this 3311-nucleotide messenger RNA. RefSeq lists its product as uncharacterized. Gene Ontology annotation, molecular function: protein binding; helicase activity. NCBI's taxonomy places the organism in Eukaryota, Metazoa, Arthropoda, Insecta, Hymenoptera, Braconidae. The coding region runs from base 241 to 3084 and encodes 947 amino acids. The transcript has 6 exons. The record is from RefSeq and is a predicted model, not a curated record.